Molecule: messenger RNA, 1218 nt
Organism: Menidia menidia (Atlantic silverside)
Lineage: Eukaryota; Metazoa; Chordata; Actinopteri; Atheriniformes; Atherinopsidae
Source: the annotation of a GenBank genome assembly
AUGUCCUGCUGCAACAGGGGGCGCAAGGAUUACCUGGGAAGCCGGGACAAGAUGGCGAGCCUGGCCAUCCAGGAUCACAGGGUCCUCCAGGCAUUAAGGUAUUUGUUGAUCACACAGGGUGACAAAGGAGAAACAGGAGAGCAAGGACCACAGGGACCCAUGGGUUAUCCCGGUGAAAAGGGUGUUGCCGGCUCGUCAGACAUCGUUGAUUUCAACGGGAAGCUGCUUGAUGCCAUUCAAGGCCCACCUGGACCACCAGGACCCCCUGGCCCGGCAGGGGAAAAGGGUGAGCUUGGUUUACCUGGACCAGCAGGAAUGGAUGGAGAAAGGGGAUUCAGAGGGGACGUGGGGGAGAGAGGCCCUCCUGGAGAGCGAGGAGAAAAGGGAGAGAUGGGUCUGUCUGGGCCCAGUGGUAUGGAUGGGCAGAAGGGGGAAAAGGGCGACUGCAGACUAGAUGACAACCUGGUUCAGAUGAUUUCCCAGCCUGGCCCACCUGGCCCUCCAGGAGUGCCUGGGUCCCCCGGAUCCAUGGGACUGCAUGGAAUGCCUGGCCCAAAGGGUGAGCCUGGAUUUGGCAUAAAGGGAGAGAAAGGGGAAACUGGUGCAGCUGGUCUCAGAGUACGUGACAUCUUGGUCCUGCAAUCGUUGUUUUCAUACCGUGAAUUAUUUUCAGGAAUCAGAGAUGAUAAUAAAGUUUUACUGCAGGGACUGGAUGGCCACCAUGGUCCACCUGGGUCUCCAGGGUUGGUGGGGCUUCCAGGUGCCAAAGGAGAAAAAGGCAGACCAGGAGAACCUGGACUAGAUGGAUUUCCAGGCCUGAGGGGAGAAAAGGGUGACCGAGGAGAAAGAGGAGACAAGGGUGACAGGGGAACAGUCGGGAAGAGAGGUCUGAAGGGCCAGAAGGGAGAGCAAGGUCCGCCAGGCCUGGACCAGCCAUGUCCUGUGGGUUGUGAUGAAACUAAAGGUCUGUCUGUGAAGGCAGGGCUUUCUGAAACUUCUCCUCUUCCUCCUUCUGGCCCCGAGGCCCCCUGUUCUGUGGUACGGUAUCUUUCUCUCCUUCCUGCACUUCUUUCAUGUCUAUCGUCUAUUCAAACUGCACCUUUCUCGUAUGUCUUCUCCCUUUCUUUCAAACGCUGGAGUGUGCAUGCUGUCCCUCACCAGCAUUAUGAGGAAAUGGUGAGGCAGAAGCUCAAACGCAAGCGUCUUUCUCAGCCCUGA